Messenger RNA from Gekko japonicus, 2932 nucleotides. RefSeq lists its product as uncharacterized. Bases 1 to 2931 code for a protein of 976 amino acids. Gene Ontology annotation, molecular function: guanyl-nucleotide exchange factor activity. Gene Ontology annotation, biological process: positive regulation of Rho protein signal transduction. Lineage: Eukaryota; Metazoa; Chordata; Lepidosauria; Squamata; Gekkonidae. The record is from RefSeq and is a predicted model, not a curated record. The transcript is spliced from 7 exons.
AUGGACGGGGAUGUCAAAAAAGACUUGAAGGAGAAACUUAGGAUCCACAGUACUAAAACCACAGAGAUUUGCAAGCCUCUCAGACCUCAAGCUUCCUUGAAUGACCUGGUUGCAAGGGAGUGUUCAGAAUGCCAGAUGUGCCAGCAGUAUAAGAAUGGCUGUUCAGUUAACUGUUGUGCCAUAUUUGUGCAACAUGCUGCCCUUGCUCAUGGGCCGUGGGUGGCACUAGGGAGGCAUCGCCCCUGUUUUUCUCGUAGGCUGACCAAUCCAGAAGACAUCAAACAAGAAGCUCAGAGAAGGCUGCAGUUCAGAAGGCAGAACAGCUCACCCAACCUAGCUCUUCUUUGUCCCACUGAAGGACAGGAGAUGGUCAAAUCCCAAACCACUGGAUCCCUAAAAGAUUGUGAGGGGGGAGAAGACACCAGAAGGGCACUGGAACUGAGCCGAAAAGGGGACUGCAAAGAGCGGCUGUACAUACCCACUUUUGAGGAGUUCAAGAGGAUGAGAAUCAAGGAAACGUGUUUGCAAGAUGGUAGUGAUGAAGCGGCAAAAGAGUUGGAGGAAGGGACCCAAAAAUUAGAAGAGAGAAACCAGAACCUUUGUGUAGAUACUCAGCAGGACCUUGCCAAAAAAAUGGUUUCGACUGUCGAUGAGUACGAUGACGUGUUCCAUGAAAAUACUCAAAAUGCUUCUGACUUGGGUAGCUAUCAAGAUUCUUCAUCCACCUGGGACAGGAGCUUCUGCCUGAUGGAUAUGCCAGUGGCAAGAGAUUGCCACAGUGAGAUGCCAAGUUCUGAUAGGAUCCCAGGCCCCAUUUGUUCUAGCCCAAUCCCAAGGUCACCUUUACAGUCUGCUGCUGGUCCUACAGAGGGAGGGAAGAACUUUACUGAAGGGGACAAGCAGGAAUUAGAUAUAAGACAACUGAGCGAAGUACUUCACCAUGCCGGACAGUCCUUUGCGUCUGAAACUCGGUCUUCUUGCUGCCCACUGCUGUUAGAAGCAACAGAUAUAUCCAGCUACGGAGCUAAGCUACAGAAAAUGAAGGAUGAAUUUAUAGGCUCCGCCCUGGACCUCAUUAAGAAGAGUUGCAGUGCAGAAACCGCCACAGAGUCCCCAUCCAAAGGACCAGGUGGAUUUGAGAAAGCUGAUCUCACUUUUCUAGAGGACCAUCGUCAACCCACAAACUCCAUCCCCAGCUGCCGCAGAUCCAGUUCCGACAUUUCCCACGAAACGCCGGACUUCGCGAAAACUCAGCGGGAGUGUCGAUUGCGGCCUCAUUUCAGUGAUCCGAUGCCAACAGAUGCCGUGAAGAGGAAACAACUGGAGCUGAAGAUCGCUGCCGCUGCACGGCAGCAUGCCCAGAAGCACCGGCAAGAGAGAGCGCAUAGCCCAGCAAUGACAAAAGCCAGUGUCAACCAUGGAAGCGGCUUAGACGAGAACCAGCGUGGUCUGGGCGGCACCCUUCGUUCCAAGCACCGCUGGAGCAACAUCAGCAGUCUCAGUGCCGACAGCGGCAUUGUGGGUGGGAAUGACGAGAGGGACAGUGCCGAUGCCGGCAAUGGCGGGGCGCCACGGAUGAGAUCAGCCGAGAUGGAGCGGGCAGACAGUGGCAUCAGCCAAGUGCUGACACGGAAGUGGAGGAGAAGCCAAGCGUCCGAAAUGCUGACUUCCCUACAAGCAUGGGAAGCCCACCAGCCAUGCACUGACUGCGGGGGAAGAGAUUUCCCAAGGCAGGCCAAUCUCUGCGAGAAGUGCCUGAGAUGCCGGAUGGAGCGGAAGGAGUCAGUGCUGGAGUUUGUAAACACUGAAGCCAGUUACGGGGAGGACCUGCGCAUUAUCAAAGAGGAGUUCUACCUCCCCAUGCAAGCAGCUGGCCUCUUAACACAGGACCAGCUGCUGGUGGUUUUUAGCAACAUACAGGAGUUGAUUGACCUCAACGAAAACUUUCUGGAGUACCUGCAGGAAGAAAUCGACCAAGCCUUUGAGCAGGGUGAUGACGACCUAAUGACCGUGUGCAUUGGAGAAAUAUUCCUGGAGUUUGUCAACAUGCUGCCGGCUUUCCAGACCUAUUGUCUCCAGCAGUCCUCUUCAGUGAACAUGCUCAAUGCAUUGGAGAAAGAGAAGGAGCUACUCAGGAUAUUCCUCAAUGUUUCUCAGAAUGACAACACAGCGCUUCGCCGCAUGAAUCUGAGGUCCUUCCUCAUGGCUCCCUUACAGAGAGUCACGAAAUACCCACUUCUGUUGAGCCGCGUCAUCAAAUCCACCACUGAGUACCACCCAGAUCACAGCAGCCUAAGGGAAGCCAAGAGCCGCAUUGAGUCCCACCUGGAGCACAUUAACAUGAAAACGAAGCAGGAAGGAAACUCGUGGACACUGCGCUCAUUCCGCCAGGACAGUAAGAAGAACAGGGAAGUCAUCAACAUUGAAAUGCGGGAAACCGCCAUCAAGACUGUGGGCUGGUUACGGGAAGAAACCCGCUUUGUUAUGGAAGGACCCUUGCAGCUUGCCCAGCCGCCCGAUGGACAGUGGGUGAAAAAGGGCAGCAAGACCUUAAAAUUCCAGAACAUGCAAGUACUCCUCAUGGUCAACAUCAGACGUGCAUCUGAGUCCAGCUUUGAGCCUGGGGAGCCAGGGUCUGUAAAAGAUGCAGUCCUUGUAGUUAUUAGGGACAAAAACAAUGGGAAGUUUAGUUUACUUAGGGAACCCUUGAAACUCAGCAAUUGUGUGGUCUCUGUGGAUCCUGACUGCGACGAUACAUUUGAACUUAUUGAGAUCCGGCGGGAAUCCUUUGUGUUCCGAGAUGGGGACAAAGCCCGGACUCACCACUGGUUUCGACAGAUACGGAGGUACUCGCGGGAGCUGGGGUCCUGGAAGAAGCGCCGUAACGCCCUACCCAACAUCAUGAUAAGCGCAUCCCACAAUAGAUCUUGAG